This is a messenger RNA of Penicillium robsamsonii, 3630 nucleotides long. RefSeq lists its product as uncharacterized. The coding region runs from base 1 to 3630 and encodes 1209 amino acids. The record is from RefSeq and is a predicted model, not a curated record. Lineage: Eukaryota; Fungi; Ascomycota; Eurotiomycetes; Eurotiales; Aspergillaceae. Gene Ontology annotation, molecular function: oxidoreductase activity, acting on CH-OH group of donors; flavin adenine dinucleotide binding. The transcript is spliced from 9 exons.
AUGUCAAAAUUCACAGAGAAGACGGACAACUAUCCAAAUUUGAGUCAUCCAUUCGGAUCAAUGAGACCAGAAUACGAUGUCGUUAUUGUAGGAUCUGGCUAUGGAGCUGGAGUAGCGGCAAGUCGCAUGGCUCGAGCAGGGAAGAGUGUCGCGGUGCUCGAGCUUGGCUGGGAAAGAAGAUCCGGUUCAUUCCCACGUACUUUCUCUCAAAGUUUAAAAGACUUGAGUAUCUCGGGGAAUUAUGUGAAGAACUUCAUCUCAAGAUGGAUGUCGUCUGGGGAUCCCACGCGGCUUUACCAAUUAUUUUUGGGUGAUGGACAGCAUUAUUUUAGUGCUCAUGGACUUGGAGGGACUUCAUUGAUCAAUGCUGGAGUUUUCCUGAAAGCGGACGAAGGAACACUGCAGAUGAGUCCAUGGCCGUCAGAGAUCAGGGACGAGCCAUCUCCACUCGAAGAAUACUAUGCACGAGCCGAAACAAUGCUGCAACCUUCCAAGUAUCCAGAUACUUUAACCCCAAACAAACUCGAGCAUCUUCAAGAACAGUCGAAAUGGCUUGGAGGGAAAGAGGGCUUCGAUCGGGUACCGUUGACCAUAUCCUUCCGCAAUGGCCGCAACAGUGCAGGUGUCCCUAUGCACGCAAGUAGACAUUCGGGUCAUGAGUGCACUGGUCUCAACGAUGGUUCAAAAAACUCCGUGGCGACAACAUAUCUUGCAGAUGCUUGGAACUGGGGAGCUGAGAUAUUCUGCGGAUGUGAAGUUCGAUUCGUAGAAAAGACGGACGGAGCAGGCUACACUAUUCACUUCGCCUGGCAUGGAAGUGGAAGGUCGGUGUUUGGGGAUGAUUUCAAAGAACAACUCUUUUGGGUUAAAGCGAAGGAAUUUUGCUUCCUUGGGGCUGGUGCCUUAGGAACCACUGGAGUCUUGCUUCAGUCAAAGCAGCAGGGCCUCCGUAUGUCACCGCUCGUUGGAAAAAAUCUCUCCGGAAAUGGCGACCUUUUGAUAUUUGGUUACAAUGGAGGUGCCAAUAUCAACGGGAUCGCCCGUGAAUCUUCGCAUGCUCCCCCUGGACCAACCGUUACUGCGAUGAUUGAUAACCGAGUGGCUGAUCCUCUGAAAAAUCCCCUGUCUGGGUUUGUUAUCCAAGAUGGAUGCAUUCCUGAGAUGUUCAACCCAAUAAUCCAAAUCAUGCUCACCCUGCAGACCAUGAAGAGUCAGGCGCUGUGCUGUCUUUUUAACCCUCGCGAACAAACCAGAAAGAUCAUUGCCUCUCUUAGGUCUCUCCUCUUCGGUCCAUAUGCACACAAUGGGGCUCUUCAGCGGACAUCAACUUAUCUUGUAAUGUCUCAUGACAGCAACGAGGCAACGUUGACCUUGAAGGGUGAUCAAUUGUAUCUGCGGGGACCAGCAGAAGGACGAUCGGAGCAUUUUGGAGGGAUAAGGAAGGUCUUCAAGGACCUUUUCUCUCGCACAGGAGCAAUGAUGGGAUUCUCAUACCAUUACGGUCGCCACCAGGAGGAAAUUACAGUCCAUCUCCUCGGAGGAGCCAACAUGAGCAGCGAUGGAACAGGGCACGGAGGCGUCACAAAUCAUUUAGGAGAGGUCUUUAGUGGCUCUAAUGGUGAAGUAUACAGAGGUCUUGUGUGCUGUGAUGCAUCUAUUAUCCCGACAGCCAUAGGUGUGAACCCGCUGGCUACAAUAUCUGCCCUUUCUGAGCGAUGCGUUAAUCUACUCGCCGAGAGGUCUGGAUUUUCAAUUGACCUUGAGACUAAAAAUCAGCCUUUGAAUGCCUACAGCAAGCCUAGUGUGUCAUGGGAUCGCCAGGAGGAUCGAGACGGUCCCAAGAAAGUACCCCAGUCCAUAGGAUGGCAAUUCACAGAGACCAUGCAUGGGAACAUUAGAAUAGGGUCGAAGAUCGAAAGUUUUGAACUCUCUGAGAGGGUACGAAAGGGUUCAUCCUGCGCGAUGCGCAUGUUUCUUACGGUCGAACUCUGCCGAGGAGAUUCACGAUACCAAGGAAUAUGCACCGGGACGAUUUCUUGCCACGCGUUAUCCAAAUCCACGCUCAAGAUUGUCGAUGGGAAGGUGGACUUUUUCACGCCAAUGGAAGAGGAGGCUGAAUCAUCAGCCAUUUCAUAUAACCUGAGGCUCCUCUCGGUGGAGGGCAUAGAGUACCGCCUCAAAGGUCACAAGCUCAUCAACUCAAACAUCUCAUUCUCCGCCAGCAAGACAUGGGAAGCGACAACUACAGUGAACGUCAGUAUCACUCGACUGGACGGGAAAAAUAUUGGAGCAGGAGCCCUUCAUAUCUCAUUGCCAGACUUCAAAAAGCAGAUAAGAACAUUUCGGACGACAUCCGACUUCCAGUUCCGUCUGAUCUUGACUUUGAUGAUGUUUUUUGCUUCUUUUAUGUACCAUAUCAGUCUCUUCUUCUUUCGCCCUUUCGUCCAUAUACAUUUCCCUCGGACCUCAGCCAAACCCACCGAUUCAAACCAGCCGCCUUCAAAACAGCUUCCUCCAAAAAAACCUCCUUCCAGAUCGUCCAAGAUCACCGCAAGUGAUGGUGUCCAGGUACACCUUGCUAUGUAUGAUCCACUCCCUGUCCAAAAGACAGACAAGCUGGAACCCAAGUCCAACCUUCCACCAGUCCUGCUUUUACCCGGAGUCACCGGGAUCAGCGUGCACAAUCUAUAUUCACUGCCAUUUUUGCGCUGUAACAUGGUUGAAUAUUUCACGCAGCGUGGACACCGAUGCUACGUACUCACUCCUCGUUGGAGCUGCGAUCACGCCGUUGCCCAAAAUUGCACUGUAUUCGACUCCCGCCUUGACAUUGCUGCUGCGAUAGCAUACAUCCGUGAGCAAGAUCGACAGAAGCCCUAUGUGAUGGCCCAUUGCCAAGGUUCGGUGGCUCUCUGCAUGGGACUACUGGAUGGAACUAUCCAGGGUAGCCAACUUCUCGGCAUGACUGCCAGCUCAGUCUUCAUGAACCAGGUCUUUGGAUAUUGGAACUCCCUCAAAGGAGGAACGACUCUGCUGGUCCAGUUUUACGAAUACAUGGCUGGGAAUUACUUCCCGGCUGUCAGCAAUGCUAAGAGUGUUCUUUUCCAACAACUACUCGACACUCUCCUUCGUUUCUAUCCUGUUGGACACACACGAGACGUCUGCACGUCUACAGCGUGCCGCCGGGUAUCUUUCGCUUUUGGGUUGCUAUGGAAUCACGAGAAUCUUGACAAGGGUCUUCAUGAAAAUAUCCACCAAUUUGUCGCGGGGACCCAUACAAAGCUUAUGAAGCAAGUGGUUCGCAACGGAACUCGGGGAGUCUGCAUGGAUAAUGAUUCACGUCCUCUUCUGACAGCCGAGAACUUGCAACGGCUGCAAGGACUACCCAUUCUCUUUGUCUCGGGUAUGGAUAACCAAGUAUUCAAUCCCGAGACUACCCUCAAGGACUAUGAGUUGUUGCGACGAAAAUUUGGUGAGAAACUUUAUCGCAGAUUUCUAGUCGACGGGUACGGGCAUCUUGAUCCUAUUGUUGGAAAGAAUGCGGCCGAUGAUGUAUAUUGGAGGAUCUUUGGGCACUUGAGCUGGUGCACCAAAGAGAUGGAAAAGAUGAAUGUGGAAACCAAUGGAAUAUGA